AUGGGUGGCUGCACUCCCAAAAACCCUCCCAAGGGCAGUGGCGACCCCAGGGGCCCUGCCUUGGAUGGCAGCGCUCCCAGGGUACCUCCCAGGGGCGCGGUAACACCAGGAGUCCUCCCUGGUACGGUGACGUCCCCAGGAGCCCUCCUAUUUGUGGCGGCACUCCCAGAGGCUCACCCACGGGCGGCGAGGUGCCCUCCAAGAGGCGGUGGCGACCCCAGGGCCGCCAGCGCACCCAGGCCCCUCCCAGGAGCGGCAGCAUCCCAAGGAGCCCUCCUUAGGGGUGGCAGUGCCCCCAGGGGAACUUUCAUGGGCCCUCCCAGGGGCAGUGAUGGCCCCAAAGGCCCUCCCAAAGGCGAAGGCGCCCUCAGGAGCUGUGCCAGGGGCGGCAGUGCCCCCAGGAGCCCUCCCAGGGGCGGUGGCGCCCUCAUGGGGCCUCCUAGGGGCCUCAGCACCCUAGAGGCCUUCCCAAGGGUGGCGACACCCCUUAAGGCCCACCCACAGGUAGAGGCGCCCUCAGGAGUCCUCCUAGGGGCGCCGAGGGUCAUCCAAUGA
Molecule: messenger RNA, 555 nt
Organism: Homarus americanus (American lobster)
Lineage: Eukaryota; Metazoa; Arthropoda; Malacostraca; Decapoda; Nephropidae
Product: basic proline-rich protein-like
Exons: 1
Coding region: 1-555 (184 amino acids)
Source: RefSeq, a predicted model, not a curated record